Molecule: messenger RNA, 295 nt
Organism: Prorocentrum cordatum
Lineage: Eukaryota; Dinophyceae; Prorocentrales; Prorocentraceae
Source: the annotation of a GenBank genome assembly
CCGCGACGCGUCGAGCAGGGGCGCCGCGCGUGCGAACCGCCCCCGCGCCCCGCGGCGGGCCGCCCGGGGCCAUGGCCCGGGUGCGCCCCGAGGCUGCUCGGCGCGUGCCUCGCGGGGAAGAGGUGGCGCAGCGGCGGCCUCGCCCGCGAGGUGCUGCGACCCCGAGCGCCCCCCGGCGCGGCCGGAGCGCGGCUGGAGCGCGACCCCGCGCGGCCCCAGGGCCCCGAGAGGAGACGCCAGGCGGCCAGCGCCCUUCUGCCUGCGGAGCGCGCUCGACUGCCGCUGCAAGACCGAG